Molecule: messenger RNA, 261 nt
Organism: Amoebophrya sp. A25
Lineage: Eukaryota; Dinophyceae; Syndiniales; Amoebophryaceae
Source: the annotation of a GenBank genome assembly
AUGGAAGUGAACUCCCUCUUACAGCCCAGUGAGGAGGUGGAAAACUACCACCGAAAUCGAACGGCUGCGCGCGCAUCUGGAACGGGACCGGGAGGUAGGAAGAAGACAACACUCGGGUGCGGUGCGCUUCGCGCUGCAUUGCGCAGUCGCGAAGAGGUGGGGGCGCAGGAACAGAAAGGCAAUAAUAUCACGCGUGACCGACUUCUGCGAGGACGCGGCGUACUUCGUAUCCCGCAUGGUUCUGUUAAGGACGCAUACUGA